CACACACACACGCUGCACAGGAAAGCGUGAGCCAUAAUGCGACGGCACCUCGGAGCAGACGGCCGCCUUUGCUCAAACCAAGAGGGGAUCCGGCUGCGGCUUUGAUAGCGCGUUAAUUACUCAUGUGAUGUGAUACAGAUGUCUGGGGGCUUCAGCUGAAAGUUCGCCUGACGCUUUCCGAAGGGGCGCCACACGAUUUUAGAAGAAGCGUGAUAACCGAGGAGCGGAAUCAAAGCGCAGACGGCGUUCCAUAAUGGGCGACGCGGCCUUGCGCGCGUUCCUGCUAAUGGCCUGCGUGGCGGCCAGAGGAAUGUGCCAGAUAAACAGCGCCGGAGCCGAGGAGGAGCUCGCCGGACCGGGAUAUCUCCAGCGCUACACCACUCUCCGGCCCGCCGCCGCCACCGUUUCGGGCAAUGCCUCGGUGGAGAGGCGGCCCUUCCCGCCGCCCAUGUGCUCGGUGAGCACCUCCGUUAACGGCUACUUCAAAUACAUCAACACGCUGAUUUCCGUGGUGGUGUUUGUGGUGGGAUUGGUGGGCAACGCAACCUUGCUGAGGAUCAUAUACCAGCACAAGUGCAUGAGGAACGGGCCCAACGCGCUCAUCGCCAGCCUGGCCUUGGGGGACCUCAUCUACAUCGUCAUCGAUAUUCCCAUCAACGUGUACAAGCUAUUGGCGUCUCGGUGGCCAUUUUAUGACAACGACUUUGGCCUAUUUCUCUGUAAACUGGUUCCCUUCCUCCAGAAAGCCUCAGUGGGCAUCACCGUACUCAACCUGUGUGCCCUCAGCGUUGACAGGUACAGAGCGGUAGCCUCAUGGAGUCGAGUCCAGGGCGUCGGCAUCCCGCUUUUCACCGUCAUGGAGAUCCUUUCCAUCUGGGUCCUGUCGAUGGUUCUCGCCAUCCCUGAGGCGAUUGGCUUUGACAUGGUCAGCUUCAACUACCGCAACGAAAGCCUCCGCACCUGCAUGCUGCUUCCCAAGUCAGACUUCAUGGUGUUCUACAAAGACGCCAAGGACUGGUGGCUGUUCGGUUUCUACUUCUGUGUUCCGCUGACGUGCACCGCCAUCUUUUACACCCUGAUGACCUGCGAAAUGCUCAACAACAGGAACGGCAGCCUGAGGAUCGCUCUGAGCGAACAUCUCAAACAGAGAAGAGAAGUAGCCAAAGCAGUCUUCUGCCUGGUCCUUAUAUUCGCCCUCUGCUGGUUCCCGCUUCACCUCAGCAGGAUUCUGAAGAAGAUGGUUUACUACCAGAAUGACGAGACACGCUGCGAGCUGUUCAACUUCCUUUUGGUGAUGGACUACUUGAGCAUCAACUUGGCAACAAUCAACUCCUGCAUCAACCCUAUCAUCCUCUACUUUGUCAGCAAAAAGUUCAAAAAUUGUUUUAAGUCGUGUUUGUGCUGCUGGUGCUACUCCGAGAGUCAGCUGAGCAGCACGGGUGCCAUGAACGGCACCAGCGUCCAGUGUAAAAGCCCCGAGCCCAACAACGUGCACGCCGACCGCAGCCUGCGCAAAGACAGCGACUGAACUCUCGGCGCUAUCGCUCACUAUUCCAAACAGUUAUCCUUCCAAAAAUUAUACACAAUAUUAUGACACUAUUUCUAAAAUAUGCUAAGACUCCUAAUAGCCACUUGCAUGAAAAGGACAAAUUGCCCGAAGGAUUUCUGAACUGUGAAUAAGCGUCACGAUUCUCGUGGGAAAAAAAAGGGCAGGACGGCUCGACCCGACGGAAAGGCUGUCAAAGGAAAUGACGCCAAAUGAGUGCUCGCGUCCAACGUGGGAGUCGUGGAAACAGGAAAGCGUGUUAGCGACGACUGGUUUUCCGCUAACACGCUUGUAGAUGUACUCGUUAUUCAUUAAUCGUCACCUUUCGAGCUUCGAGUUGCCUGACGUCGUGAAUAUUUCACAACUGGUUGCAAGCUGCACAUAGGAAAGACUUGUCGUGAAUCAUUCAUUUUGAUUUGGUGUGAUUAUUAUUUUUUAAUUUUUGUAUAAUUGUUAAAAUAUCUUCCUCUGCAUGCAAUGUUUUCGGUUCCGUCUGUGUUCAAGAAAACUUAAAAAUGAAUAAAGGGAUUGUUAUCAAACUCGCGGGAUAUGUUUGUGAUAAGAAAACAAAGAGGUCUGUAUAUUUUGGGGUUGUGAGGUCAAAGGUCACAAGAGAAAUUUGGCGGCAAUUCAAAAGUGAAUAACAGGAUUAUUAUGAAACUUGCAGGAUGCGUUUGUGAUAAAACAUUUUUGGGGUUGUGAGGUCAAAGGUCACAACAGAAAUUUGGAUGUAACUGAAAAAUGAAUAAAAUGAUUAUUAUCAAACUUGUGAUGUACGUUUCCGAUAAGAAAACAAGGAGGUUGGUAUAUUUUGAGGUCGUGAGUUCAAAUGUCACAAGAGAAAUUUACAUAUAACUCAUGAAUAAAAAGGAUUGUCAUGAAAUUUGUUGGAUAUGUUUAUGAUACGAAAACAAAGAGGUUGGUAUGUUGUUGGGGUCAAAGGUCACAUGAGAAAUUUGGAUACAACUCAAGAAUGAAUUAAGGGAUGAUCACAAAUAUAUCCCGCAAGUUUGAUAAUAAGACAAAUGGUUGUUAUAUUUUGGGGUCAUUAGGUCAAAGUUUGCAAAGAUCACAAGAGAAAUUUAGAUAGAAUUAAAAAAUGAAAAAAAAGUAUUAUCAAACAUGUUUGUGUUAAAAAAAAAAUUGGAGUCAUGAGGUCAAACAGGUCACAAAUUUAGAUACAAGUCAACAAUGAAUAAAGGGAUUAUCACAAACAACCUUCAAGUUUGAUAAGACAAUAGGUUUUCUAUAUUUUGGGGUCAUGAGGUCAAAGAUCACAAGACAAGUUUAUAUAUAACUCAAUAUUGAAUAAAAAGGAUUACAAUCAAACUUUUGAGAAAUGUUUGUGAUAAGAAAACAAAGAGGUCACUAUAUUUUAGGGUCGUGAGGUCAAAGGUCACAAAAGAAAUUUAUAUACGACUCAAAAAUGAGUAAAGUGAUUAUCACAAACACAUUCCGCAAGUUUGAUAAAAAGACAAGAUUAGGUUGUUAUAUUUUGGGGUCUUGAGGUCAAAGGUCACAACAGACAUUUGGAUGUAACUGAAAAAUAAAUAAAAUGAUUAUUAUCACACCUGAGGGAUAUGUUUGUGAUAUGAAAUUAAAGCGGUUGGUAUAAUUCGGGGUCGUGAGGUCAAAGGUCACAAGCGACAUUUAGAUAUAAAUUAAUAUUCAAUAAAAAAGGAUUACUAUCAAACUUGCAGGAUAUGUUUGUGAUAAGAAAUUAAAGGAUUACAUUUUGCAAUCAUUAGCUAAAUUUUUUUUUGUGAUAACUUAUUUCAUACUUAAAGGGAGUGCCCACUAGAAAAUAUGGUAAAAACCAUAUAACUUUGCUAUCGGAUUAAGAUAUGACAUUCAAAAUCACAUGAAAACAUGUGAUGUGACAGAAUACUUUCUAUUUUAGAUUUUUUUUUU
Molecule: messenger RNA, 3457 nt
Organism: Corythoichthys intestinalis (scribbled pipefish)
Lineage: Eukaryota; Metazoa; Chordata; Actinopteri; Syngnathiformes; Syngnathidae
Gene: ednraa
Product: endothelin receptor type Aa
Exons: 8
Coding region: 254-1528 (424 amino acids)
Biological process (GO): regulation of blood pressure; enteric nervous system development; endothelin receptor signaling pathway
Cellular component (GO): plasma membrane
Molecular function (GO): endothelin receptor activity
Source: RefSeq, a predicted model, not a curated record